Messenger RNA from Manihot esculenta (cassava), 1696 nucleotides. Its product is annotated as NAC domain-containing protein 87. The record is from RefSeq and is a predicted model, not a curated record. The transcript has 3 exons. Gene Ontology annotation, molecular function: DNA binding. Gene Ontology annotation, biological process: regulation of DNA-templated transcription. NCBI's taxonomy places the organism in Eukaryota, Viridiplantae, Streptophyta, Magnoliopsida, Malpighiales, Euphorbiaceae. Bases 233 to 1393 code for a protein of 386 amino acids.
AGAGUUCCUUGCUUUCCACGGAUCUUUCCUCAGCAGCCUCCUCUAUUUAAGCUCUUAAUUCUGCAUUUGCUCUACUUUCUUAACUCUUCUCUCUUUGUAAUCCCCUCCUCCUUCCCAGCUGCUUGCUGCUGUUCUUCUUCUUCUUCUUCUUCUUCUUCUUCUGUUUCUUUCUUGAAUUUGCUUCUUUUUGCGUGUAUAAUUUAUAGGUUCUUGUUCAAUCUUUGUGAUAUUAAUGGAAGGUUCUGUUGUGGUGAACAAAGGGGAAGAUCUUGUCGAUCUGCCUCCUGGGUUUCGGUUCCAUCCUGCUGAUGAAGAGAUCAUAACUCAUUAUCUUACCGAGAAGGUCAUGAAUAGCUGUUUCAGUUCAUGUGCUAUUGGUGAAGUUGAUCUCAAUAAGUGUGAACCAUGGGAUUUGCCUAAGAAAGCAAAGAUGGGGGAGAAAGAAUGGUACUUCUUUUGCCAGAGAGAUAGGAAGUAUCCAACUGGUACGAGAACCAAUCGAGCUACGGAGGCCGGUUAUUGGAAAGCUACCGGAAAAGAUAAGGAGAUUUACAAGGGAAAAAACUGCCUUGUCGGGAUGAAGAAGACUCUUGUUUUCUACAGAGGGAGAGCUCCUAAAGGAGAGAAGACCAAUUGGGUCAUGCACGAAUAUAGACUCGAAGGCAAAUUCUCUUACUACACCCUUCCUAAAGCUUCAAAGGAUGAAUGGGUUGUGUGUAGGGUUUUCCACAAGAGCACAGGGAUUAAAAAAACUUCAAUUCAAGAUCUCUUAAGGGUGAAUUCCUUUGGAGAUGAAUUCUUGGAUUAUUCAUCACUUCCACCUCUCAUGGAUCCUCCUCAAUCUAGCAGGCCUGGCUCAAGCAGCUUCAACGAUGAAGACGACGAUGAGUUCAAGGCAAUCACAUCUAAAUCAUUAGGUGGAAAUUACAUGCCCCACUUGUCCACAACGAUGGUUAACAAUAAUCAAAGCUAUCUUCAUCAGCAGCAGCUUCCAAAUUCCAGCUACCAAACACCAAGUUCCGUUUUUUAUCCUCAAAUUCCAGCCUCAAACCCUUUUCUGACCUUCCAAACAACUCCAAAUUUGGCCAGUUACUUCCCAAACUCUAUCUUUGGUGGUAAUGAUCAAACCCAUUUAAUUAGAUCCCUGGCUGCAAAUUCUGAUACAUCUGUGCAGCAGAAGAAACACUGCAAGCUUGAACAAUUUUCAUCUAAUAACCAAUCUGUGGCCACCCACUCACAAGACACUGGUCUGAGCACUGACAGGAACACCACCACCGAGAUAUCAUCGGUGGUUUCCAAGCAUGAAAUCAGAAGCAACAAGGUGUAUGAUGAUCUUGAAGGUCCAUCAUCUGUUGGGGCCAUUGCAGAUUUUGAGGGUUUGUGGGAUUACUAAACAUGAAUUGCUGAAUAUGUUGUGAGUGCUGAUUGUUCUAUAAAAUUUCUUAGGAACAUAUAUGUGAUGAUUGAAAGUAUAGUCUUCUCUCUACUAGCUAGAUAAUUUGGCUACAGUUUUUGAAAGGUUCUUGGCUUCACAAAUGAAUAUUUUUGUAUAGAUUAUAAGUUAAGCCCAUGGUGUUCAAAUCUUUUUAAGAUUUCAGUUUUAGUGACAGAAGGAAAUUAAUUAAGAUACCAUGAAUAUUUAUAUUUAUUAUAAUUCAUGUAUAUCUUUUUUUUUUUUAAAUUAGUUCAUUUUAUU